Molecule: messenger RNA, 1365 nt
Organism: Seminavis robusta
Lineage: Eukaryota; Bacillariophyta; Bacillariophyceae; Naviculales; Naviculaceae
Source: the annotation of a GenBank genome assembly
AUGAAACUCCCUCGCCAGAACAAGCAGUUUCUGGACCGCGUGAUACGCUAUCGCAACAGUAGUGACAACUUGAACAAGGUAUUUUCCAACUAUGAGAAUAGCCUUCGCAAUCGGACUCGUCCUCGCAUCCUAAAGGGAGUCCACAAUGGCCAAUUCUUUCGAAUCCGUGUCCCACCGCGACAAACGGCUCCACAAUUGCCCAAGCUACCCAGCCCCACUCCACCCAUGCCCAAACCCUUGCAGUCGCUGCCACCCAAAGUCGAAACUGCUAGCAAUGUGACCACGGCAACGGCGGCGCAAUCCACACAGCAGACACAACAAGCACGAGAUAUACUGGAGCGGGCUUUGGAAUUUUUAAAACUCAAUGCUCCCGUGCUCAUUAUGAAUGCGGGAUCCCUCUGUACCUUGUUGGCAUUUACACGGACGGACGUGUUGGAGUUGCGGUCUCUCUCCGUCACGGGAUCCGUGUGUUUUAUCGUGUACAAUCUAUUUCAAGCCCCCAUCAAGUGGUUAAUGAUUGGUUGGACCAGUUUAUUUGCAUCCGUCAACACUUAUUUUAUCAUUCAAAUUGUGAACGAACGACACUCCCACGUCGAAAUGACGCCCCAACAAGAAGCCUGUUUCCAAAAAUACUUUGCACUGUACGGUAUAACACCCAAACAAUUCGAAGUCAUUGCCAACAAGGCCGAACAAAUUGCCGUGCCCAAAAAUUCACCCGUCAUCAAACAAGGACAAAAGAUUGAACAUGUCUAUUUGGUGGUGGAAGGAUCCACACGAGCAUCCAUUCUUGGCCGAUAUUUGACAGCGGCUUCUGCCACGCCACUGCAGGAUCAGCAUGACAGUAACAACAACAAUAACAAUAAAGGUAACAGUGGAACAUCCGGUGCCUGGGUGGGAGAAAUGGCAUUCUUGGAAGCCUGUUGGGAGAAAGAAAUGCAACAACAGCAAGAAAAAAAGAAGACCAAACAGAACAAGAACAAUUCACCUCCGCCCCCGCUCGCCGCCGCCCAUGCCAUGUAUACCGUCAUGGCACGAGAAGAUUGUAUUGUGUGGAGAUGGACGCACAACGACAUGGAACAGUUGAUGCGACGGUCGGGUGAUAUGAGAGAUGCCCUUACCAGAGCCAUGACCAGUGCCAUUGUGGGCAAAGUCAUCAACUUUACCGUCAGUCGAAGUAGUGCACGCCCCACCUGGCAAACGUGGCUUGACAAUUGGAAGGCACAACGAUCGGCCACCAUUGCCAACUAUCAGAGUGGCAACGACAAUCAUGACGAAGAUGAUGUAGAAGAAGAAGUUGGCGACAACAAUGACAACAAUCAAGAAGCGUCCAAGGACAACACGGUUGGAAGAGAGAGUCCCGCAUGA